Messenger RNA from Podarcis raffonei (Aeolian wall lizard), 1716 nucleotides. Its product is annotated as uroplakin-3b-like. The record is from RefSeq and is a predicted model, not a curated record. The transcript is spliced from 6 exons. The coding region runs from base 377 to 1183 and encodes 268 amino acids. Lineage: Eukaryota; Metazoa; Chordata; Lepidosauria; Squamata; Lacertidae.
AGAGGGGCUGCUGGUCUCAUCCGGCAAGCUCUUCCCAUGUUCCUCUUGCUGGCUGUUGUGUGUAUGUUUUUUCGGUGGGGCAGAAUAAAAACAAGACAAACCUGCUCACUAUCAGGGUCAAGAUCCUCCUUACACAGGCUGGGAGGAAUGUGGAAAGUGGGGAAGGGCCUAGGGCAGCCCCUGAAGGCAAAACAAAAAAAGAAAAAGAAAAAGAGCCAGCCAGUUGAGGAGGAGGAGGAAGAGGAGGAAGACAUUUCGCCUCAGUGGUCCUCUCUUCAUUUGCACCCAGGACAGCGAGAGAAGCGGUUUCUGUGGCCCUGACCAUCUCCUGUUUUAGUGAGGAGAAACAUCUGGAGAAGAUCCGGGCUGUGUGAAGAUGGCCUCCUUCCUUCUGCUUCUGCUGCUGGCAGCUGGAGGGACCGUCGCUGGCAUAGAGACUAUCUCCUACACCCCCUCUGUCUCCAACAAGCCAUUGGAAGGGAAAACCACUCAAAGCACCUUCGCCCUGACGCUACCCCACUGCAUUUUUGACCGAUUUGCCAAUGCCUCGGACAGUAUCUGGUUGGUGGUCACGUACGCGAACGCCACAGCCAGAUUCAAGAACCCCAAAACACCUCAAGAGAUCCCGCCAUACGAAGCUCUGUUCACCUCUCACGGCUACAUGACCAUGAAGUCCACCCCUGCCCAGUACUGCAAAGCCGGUAAUCCCAAUACCGUCCUCCGGGUAGGAGGCGAAUCGUCUUGCAAGAACGACGACACCCAGACCAGCUGCAAUGGGCCGCUGCCUUCUCCUGCUUCUUUCAGAGUGAAAUUCCUUAUCAUGGAUUCCAAAGGACCGAAAGCUGAAACAAAGUGGUCCGCUCCAAUUCCGCUGAAAGGAGGUGAAGCGUGGGAGACAGUGGAUACCUGGCCUGGACGUCGCAGUGGAGACAUGAUCGUCAUCACCACUAUUCUCUCUGCCCUUUGUGGGGUUGUCACCAUCGGCUUCCUAAGCACCGUCAGCUAUGAAUGCUUCAAGCUUUGCCGCCCAGGCCCACCGGAAAACCAAGAGGAGCCCCCGCGUCAAGACCCCUUCCAAGGCAGCCGCUAUGAUACGCACCACAUCCCUCCUGCUCCUCCUGCGCCUCCCCCUCCCCCUGCCAUGGACAUGCCAAGCCCCCACCACCUCAGCCCUGCUUCCUAGAGCACCCCGCCCCCCGGGUUGGGUCUCUGGGCAGAUCAACACACACCUUACAUCUAAAACGCACAUUUCAAGCACAUGACUUCCCCCAAAGAACUAUGGGAACUGUAGUUUGCUAGGCUCGCUGGGGACGGUAGCUGUGCGACGGGAAGACUACAGUUCCCAUAAUUCUUUGGGGGAAGUUGUGUGCUUGAAAUGUGCACUGCGAACAUACUUUAAGUGUGGCUCUGCCCUCCCGUGUCUGUUUGCAGUCUGAUUCCAUCCAGACCAGACAGCCACCCACUCGCCCCAAAGUAGUCCUGUUACACCAACACUCACAACUUAAUCCCUCCACCUUGACCACCUUCCUUCUCCAGGUUUUAUUCUUCCACUCAGCAAUAUAAGCCUGUCCUCCAUUCACUUUUUCGAACGUCACAUUACUAAGCUGGCUGUGAUUGUUUCCUCUUUUUCCUUUCCUUUCCUUUUCUUUAAAUGACUUUUUAUUGGGUUUGGUAAACAACAGUCCUGAGGAUAAUAAAUGAUGCGAAUAAAGAGAA